AGGCCUUGGCGGGGCAGGGCGGGGACAGCCUGCCGGCGGCCUGCCUGCCUGCCGGGCUUGCGGAAGUGCUCGGCUGCUGCUCGCUCGCUGCUGCUUGGGCUUCCCACAGCUCCCUCCCUCCCUCCUUUGGACCGAGGGCGGCCCGGGCCGUGCAUGGUCAGCUAGCUCCCGGCUCCAUCCCCGGCCUCGAGCAGCACGGAGCGGACGGCGGCGGUGGGCGCGGUGGAAGAUGGCGGGACGGCUGCCGGCUUGUGUGGUGGACUGUGGCACCGGAUAUACAAAACUAGGAUAUGCUGGGAAUACAGAACCACAGUUUAUCAUCCCAUCCUGUAUUGCGAUUAAAGAGUCAGCAAAAGUAGGUGAUCAAGCCCAGAGGAGGGUGAUGAAAGGUGUGGAUGACCUAGACUUCUUCAUUGGUGAUGAAGCAAUAGAAAAACCUACAUAUGCGACAAAGUGGCCAAUCCGCCAUGGUAUAGUUGAAGAUUGGGAUUUAAUGGAAAGAUUUAUGGAGCAAGUGAUUUUUAAAUAUUUAAGGGCAGAACCCGAAGACCAUUAUUUUCUUUUGACUGAACCUCCACUGAAUACUCCAGAAAACAGGGAAUAUACUGCUGAAAUAAUGUUUGAGUCAUUCAAUGUUCCAGGCCUGUACAUUGCUGUGCAGGCUGUUCUUGCCUUAGCUGCAUCCUGGACCUCAAGACAAGUAGGAGAACGGACACUGACGGGGACGGUAAUAGACAGUGGCGACGGAGUCACUCACGUCAUUCCUGUGGCUGAAGGGUAUGUAAUCGGCAGCUGUAUUAAACACAUUCCAAUCGCAGGACGAGAUAUAACAUAUUUUAUUCAGCAACUGUUGCGAGAUCGGGAAGUAGGAAUCCCUCCAGAACAGUCCCUGGAAACUGCAAAAGCAGUGAAGGAACGCUAUAGUUAUGUCUGCCCAGAUUUAGUAAAAGAGUUUAACAAGUAUGACACAGAUGGGUCAAAGUGGAUUAAACAGUACACUGGAGUCAAUGCUAUCUCAAAGAAAGAAUUCUCCAUUGAUGUUGGUUAUGAGAGAUUCUUGGGACCUGAAAUCUUUUUUCAUCCAGAGUUUGCUAAUCCAGAUUUUACACAGCCUAUCUCAGAAGUCGUAGAUGAAGUCAUUCAGAAUUGCCCAAUUGAUGUUAGGCGUCCUCUCUACAAGAAUAUUGUCCUUUCUGGAGGUUCAACCAUGUUCAGGGACUUUGGACGUCGCUUGCAGAGAGAUUUAAAAAGAACUGUCGAUGCCAGGCUGAAAUUAAGUGAGGAGCUGAGUGGCGGUAGAUUGAAGCCCAAGCCUAUUGAUGUGCAAGUUAUUACCCACCACAUGCAACGGUAUGCAGUCUGGUUUGGAGGUUCGAUGCUGGCUUCCACGCCCGAGUUCUACCAAGUAUGCCAUACCAAGAAAGAUUACGAAGAAACUGGGCCUAGCAUUUGUCGUCAUAAUCCAGUGUUUGGAGUCAUGUCGUAGGCUGGACUUGCUGUUUUUUGGGGUUAGGGAGAUGGAAACGAGAAGCUUUCCGAUGACCCGUUUUGUCGGAAUGACUGGUUCAAGGUUUUAAACCUGACUUGAAAUAGUAAGACCAAACAAGAUUGAUUAUACAGGAAUAUUUUAAUGAGUGUAUCAACAUGCAAAUGUAGAAGAGAGCCAAAAUGAUUAAAUGUUUUCCUUUAGAUUGAAUAUUUGAAUCUUAUGUGUAUCAAAAAGAAGUGGAUUUUAGUUCUUUCUGUGCCCUGAUAUUUUGUAUAUUAUUGAACUAUCCAAGAUUUGCUGGGAUUUAUGGGUGUAGAUAGCUCUAUAAUGUGUGAAUUGGACACUUCUAAGUGGGCCAUGCAGGAGCUUGUUUAUAUUUCAUACUUUUAUACUUUGAGGGAAAGAAGUCAAAGAAAAAAACUGUAAUAUGGAGGAAAAAAAUGACCAAGUAAAGGAUGAAUUCAACAAGCAGCCUCAUGAGACAUGGCGCACACACUCAUGGGUUCCGGUUAUUAUCAGUUGCUCCUCUCCCCUCUCCCCAGCCCCUAAUGGUUUUCUUUGCAAGUGCUUUUGGAACUAGGAAGCGAGUCUCCUGGAUUAGCUGAUGCUUGCUAGUGCUUCCCAAUUACUCCCAUCUGUUUCUUGCUUUAAAAGAAAAGAUGAAGAUGUUGGACCAGUAUUGCAGUUCUGUAGUGUCAUUUCUUAAUAAAACAAUAAUGUGAUUACCAAAAUUGGCAUAUUUAAAAGGCCAAAUGCCAUUCUAAUAAAGGCAGAAAUUUCUUUUUAA
Nannospalax galili (Upper Galilee mountains blind mole rat) is the source of this 2276-nucleotide messenger RNA. RefSeq names its product actin related protein 3 (gene Actr3). The coding region runs from base 230 to 1486 and encodes 418 amino acids. Gene Ontology annotation, cellular component: actin cortical patch; Arp2/3 protein complex. NCBI's taxonomy places the organism in Eukaryota, Metazoa, Chordata, Mammalia, Rodentia, Spalacidae. The record is from RefSeq and is a predicted model, not a curated record. The transcript has 12 exons. Gene Ontology annotation, biological process: Arp2/3 complex-mediated actin nucleation. Gene Ontology annotation, molecular function: actin filament binding.